AUGCUUGGCAAAACUUUACUGAGUGUUGGCGCGCUGCUCGCGGUUGGAAGUGCGGAUGUUGCACCUGGUUUCCCCAUCCCGGCUUCGGCGCAACUCAGUGUAUCGUAUGGCAAUAAUACGGUUUCUCCCCCUGGGGAACUGAUUCCUCGUCCUGGUAUGUAUUGGAAGGUUUUACUCACCCCCUCCUGGUCCUCAUCCCCCGGCGUCCUCUUAAUGGUCGACCUCGACGUCCCCCUCAACGGCACCCGCGUCCAACUCCUACACUGGCUCGCGACAAACGUAACCCUCGCCAACCCCUUGUCCUCGACGUCCCCACGCGCUCUCACUAUCCCCAACGGCCCCGUCCCCUAUCUGCAGCCCUCCCCUCCCGUGGGCGAUAGCCCUCACGAUUACACAUGGAUUCUGUUCCCACAGCCAGUCGAUUUCUCUAUCCCCGCAAAGUACAGCAAUCUGACCAACGCGCGCGUGCCGUUCAAUGUGAGCCAGUUUGUCGCCGAUGUUGGCCUCGGAACCGCGCUUGCGGGGAACUGGAUCAUGGUGCAGAAUCUCACUGGGAGCGCCACGACGUCGUAUCCGCCUGCGAGAACAACUGUAAUGGGAAGUUCGACGGGGACCGCGACCGGGAGUAUGGCGACGACUACGAGCCCGGCGAAUGCUACGGCUCCAGUUGAGUUUCCGGGCGCUGCUGUGCAGGUGCUAGGCGGUAGCGUCAUGUGGGUUGGCGUGGCGACUGCGAUGUUGGCUGGAUUUGCUGCUGUUGUUUUGUAA
Molecule: messenger RNA, 768 nt
Organism: Dothidotthia symphoricarpi CBS 119687
Lineage: Eukaryota; Fungi; Ascomycota; Dothideomycetes; Pleosporales; Dothidotthiaceae
Product: PEBP-like protein
Exons: 2
Coding region: 1-768 (255 amino acids)
Biological process (GO): regulation of Ras protein signal transduction; regulation of proteolysis
Molecular function (GO): phospholipid binding; peptidase inhibitor activity
Source: RefSeq, a predicted model, not a curated record